This is a messenger RNA of Prinia subflava (tawny-flanked prinia), 1240 nucleotides long. Its product is annotated as IgGFc-binding protein-like. Lineage: Eukaryota; Metazoa; Chordata; Aves; Passeriformes; Cisticolidae. Gene Ontology annotation, cellular component: extracellular matrix. The record is from RefSeq and is a predicted model, not a curated record. The transcript is spliced from 5 exons. Bases 565 to 1110 code for a protein of 181 amino acids.
ACUGCACCCACCUGGCGCCCAGCCCAAGCUGCUCCCCGGACCAGGCGCGGCGCUGCGCGGUGCUGGCAGACCCCGAGGGACCCUUCACGGGGUGUCACGGCGCGAUGCCGCCCCACACGUACCUGGGGACCUGCGAGCGCCACGUGUGUGGAGGAGGGGGCGACCCCUGCCCCGGCUUUCAGGGCUACGCAGCCGCGUGCCAGGCAGCCGGAGGUGCGCUCCGGGAGUGGCAGGAGGCCACGGGUUGCCCUCUCACCUGCCCCCCCAAGAGCCGCUACCAGCUGUGUGCCCGCACCUGUGAGCACACCUGUGCAGGUGUGUCGGUGCCACCCCCGUGCAGCGAGCGCUGCUUUGAGGGGUGUCAGUGCGCCGAGGGGCUGCUGUUCGAUGGGGCCCGCUGCGUCCUCCCCGGCACCUGCGGCUGCCUGCACCAGGGGCGCUACUUCCAGAUUGCUGAGACCAUCCUGACCCCUGACUGCUCCCAGUCCUGCACCUGCCGGGGGCCCGGGGGCCUCCAGUGCCGCCCCUUCACUUGUCCCUUCAGCCACACCUGUGGCCUCCGUGAUGGCACCCGCACCUGCAUUUGCACACCCGGGGCGCUGUGCCCUGUCCCCUGCCACCCGCUUUGUCACCUUUGACGGUGUCACUGGGGCCACCCUGGCCACCGGCAUCUACAUGGUGGCCAGCGUGUGCAACCCCCGGGACCCUGCAUGGUUCCGGCUGCUGGAGGACAUCAGGGACAUUGGGGACCAGCCAGCAGUGGUGGCACUUCACCUCUUCACCCCCCAUGGCCUCAUCACUGUGCGGAGGAACAGGAAAGUCUGGCUCAAUGGGGUCCCCACGCCUCUGCCCUUGGAGCUCCCGGGGCCAUUGGCCAUCACGGAGGUGCUCACGACCCUCCGGAUCAGCCGGAUCCCGGGAUUUCUGGUGGAACUGGGUGCCACGGGGGUGACAGUGGAGGUGCCCAGGGAAGCAUGGGUGACGCUCUGUGGCCUCUGCGGGGACUUUGACGGUGCCACCAGCAAUGACCUGCGAGGGCCCGACGGGACGGUGACGAGCGACGCGUGGGCACUGGCCGAGGCCUGGCGGGCGCCCGACUUCACCCAGUGAUGUGGAACAUUGGCAUUUCACCUGAGUGGCCGCGCCCCAUCGCUGACGUCACCCUCAAACCGCCUCAGAUCUGGAAAACCCGGAUUUUUAUAAGCCCCCAAACGGUGCUUUCGCCCCAAAAUAAAACCUG